GACUGGCUGGCUGGCGGAGGUGACGUGCGCGUCCCCGUGUCAGGGAGCCGGAAGUCGGGACGUGGCCGGGGGAGGAUGGCGGUGGUAAGCGGUGUAGAGAGGUUGGAGGUGUCCAUAGACGGGCUGACACUGAGCCCCGACCAGGAGGAAGAGCCGCCACAGGGGGCGGGAGAAGUAGGAGAAGAGGACGAGGCCGGGCAGAUCAGUAUGGAGCAGCGGUGGGGGUUCAGCCUGGAGGAGCUCUUUUCACUGGCACUGAAAUUCUUCAAAGAAAAAGAUGGGAAGGCUUUCCACCCAACAUAUGAAGAGAAGCUGAAGCUGGUGGCUCUUUACAAGCAGGUUCAGCUGGGCCCUUACAACCCGGACACCUGCCCCGAAGUCGGAUUCUUUGAUGUCCUCGGCAAUGACAGGAGGAAAGAAUGGGCCUCCCUUGGCAAUAUCAGCAAACAGGAAGCCAUGACGGAGUUUGUGGGACUGCUGAACCGAUGCUGCCACCUGUUCUCCACAUAUGUCACAUCACAUAAAAUAGAGAAAGAGGAGCAGGAGAGGAAGAGGAGGGAAGAGGAAGAGCGCAGGAGGCAGGAAGAAGAGGAACGACAGCGUCUGCUUAGAGAAGAGGAGAAGCGGAGAAGGGAGGAAGAGGAGAGAUUGCGGCGAGAGGAGGAAGAGAGGAUGCGUGCCGAGGAUGAGCGAUUCCGCAUGGAGCAGCAAAAGCAGCAAAUCAUGGCAGCCCUGAACUCGCAGACCGCUGUUCAGUUCCAGCAAUACGCAGCACAGCAGUACCCCGGGAACUUUGAGCAGCAACAGCUUCUUAUCCGUCAACUGCAAGAGCAGCACUACCAACAAUACAUGCAACAGCUCUACCAAGUGCAGCUUGCCCAGCAACAGGCUGCACUACAGAAACAACAGGAGGCAGGAUUAGGGGGAAGCGGCUCCCCGGUGAACUCUCCCACUAAGGGAAGUACAGCGGCAUCCGGAGAAACCCCCUCUGUGAACGGUCAGAGUCACCCCCAUAUAGAUGGCACUGAAACAGAAAUGGAACCUGAUCCCCUCGACGAUAUCCUAGAGAACGGGCCGAAAGAGAACACGCCGGUGAUAGCAGCUCCCUCCAUGUGGACCCGGCCACAGAUAAAAGACUUCAAGGAGAAGAUCCGGCAGGACGCAGACUCGGUGAUCACUGUGGGACGAGGGGAGGUGGUGACGGUCCGAGUCCCCACACAUGAAGAGGGAUCCUACCUCUUCUGGGAGUUUGCCACAGAUAAUUUUGACAUUGGUUUUGGGGUUUACUUUGAAUGGACAGACUCCCCAAACACAGUGGUCAGCGUUCACGUCAGUGAGUCCAGCGAAGAGGAGGAGGAGGAUGAAGGUUGGUUGGAAGAGAACCCGAACAGCGAAGAGAAAACCAAGAAGAAUUCCAGUAAGCCUCAAGUGGAUGAAAUAGUGCCGGUCUACAGGCGGGAUUGUCACGAGGAGGUUUACGCUGGAAGUCACCAGUACCCCGGCAGGGGGGUCUAUCUGCUUAAAUUUGACAACUCUUACUCCUUGUGGAGGUCAAAGUCUGUCUACUACAGAGUGUACUACACCAGAUAAAGGGUGAGGGGGGUGGAGGCCAAGGCCACGGGCCGGGCUUAGGCAGAGAGUGGAACACUUUUUGCUGUAUCCCAUCGAGUCAGUGUUGUCCCUCCAUCUCUCAUCUUCCUGUCAAAUUUGGUGGCUGACCCCGCUUUAGUGCAACACUAACUCAGCCCAGCGCAGUUUAUUCCUUUCGGUUCCAUCGAGCCUCCUGACAGUGGAAGGGUCGAAGCGUUGGAAUUUAACUUCGCCCGCAACUCAUCCUCCUGUACGGAAGUUUUAUCACAUUUUUUUUUCCCAUCUUUUUUAAUUAAGCCCCUUUUUUGGAGUUUUCUGAUCCGCAGAGGAGGAGCAGGAAGUUGCGCGUGGGAGUGGCAUGGUGUAUCGGCGGGAAAGUACAUUGGCUCAUGAAGAAUUCCUGUCUGUUUCUGGUGUUGGUGUGUAUAACGUCUCUCUUGCUUUGAAGACCCGAAUGACACGAAAAGCAUCCAUAAUAAUUCUCUUUGGAAAUUCUGUACUGAAGGGGGAGCGGUUCUGGACGAUGAGAUAAGAUACGGCUGCUCUUCUGAUUGAACUGUGGACCCGGGCUUGGAGACUUGUGUGAAACGUGGCUGAAUGAAGUGGUUCUCGCCGGAUGGAUGAAUGGGAUCCUUAUUAACUUAAUAUUGGAGAUUUAAUACGGGCAGGGUAGAUAAUAGCCAGACUGUCUGCUGCAUGAUUGAUUCUUCCUUCUCCUCUCCGUUAUUAUUACCCAUAGCUAUGUAUGAUGCCGUACGGCCUGUCUGCAGUAUCCCCGC
This is a messenger RNA of Nanorana parkeri, 2369 nucleotides long. It is a transcript of the gene ACBD3, whose product is annotated as acyl-CoA binding domain containing 3. Bases 76 to 1590 code for a protein of 504 amino acids. NCBI's taxonomy places the organism in Eukaryota, Metazoa, Chordata, Amphibia, Anura, Dicroglossidae. The transcript is spliced from 8 exons. Gene Ontology annotation, cellular component: Golgi membrane. Gene Ontology annotation, molecular function: fatty-acyl-CoA binding. The record is from RefSeq and is a predicted model, not a curated record.